This is a messenger RNA of Triticum dicoccoides, 3525 nucleotides long. RefSeq lists its product as uncharacterized. The transcript is spliced from 8 exons. Bases 1359 to 3095 code for a protein of 578 amino acids. The record is from RefSeq and is a predicted model, not a curated record. NCBI's taxonomy places the organism in Eukaryota, Viridiplantae, Streptophyta, Magnoliopsida, Poales, Poaceae.
UGUAGCUGCCAAACCUGGCGCAAUUCUCACCAUGCGUAGGAAAGCUGGAGAGGCAUGCAACUCUCACCGCUUUCAAUGGCUUCCAACGCCUCGUAGCUGGACAGGAGCAGAUCUUCGAUUGGUCAUGCAGCGGAUGGAUAUGCAGCAUGCAUGCACGCAUACAUGCAUAUCGCUGGUGGGCGUCGUGGAUGCAGGCGGCUUAGCUCAACGGUAAAGAUCGCUGGAUACGGCCAGCAUGCAUUAGCGAGCUCCACCGCGGCCGGGCAGGCUCGAAGCCGGCCGUCUGUGCGUGGUUUGUCCCGCCGGCGCGUUUAAGCCUGGUUCGCCUUUUGUUAUGUGCCCUCUUUUUAGUUUCAACAGGUGGCCUUUUUCUGUACUCCUAUUUGGUUUCAUAUCGUCUAUCUUCUUCUCCUCCUGUAUGAAUGAAAAAUAAGCGAUUUUCUUGUUGGGUUUCAUCAUCAUCAUCAUCAUCAUCAUCAAAAGGGAAGAAGAAAGAGGAUCAGGCUAUACACAUCUAAUCAAGAUAGCAUGAACGUCUGGCACGACAGCACAGAACUCUCGUGUGCUGAUGCCUAAGGGAAAGAUUGAAACUUUAGCCAAACAUGUCUCCUCUCCAAUUCCAGGUUGUCCGCAUUUCUCUUUUAAGCUUGUUUUUUUCAUAAUUUUCUUGCACAGUAUCAUCUUAGAUUUGAUUUUGACGAUGAUAAUUUUCUUUUUCUCUAUUUUCGAAAUAUGAUUUUUUUUUCGUGAUGCUUUACAAGGUAUUUCAUACAAAGUAAAUUUUUAGAACGUGCAAAUAAAAUUGAAACAGUACUCUUUUUUAUAGAACCAUCUUAAUAUCUUCUUGAGAACAUUCUGAGAUUUAUUUUUGAGAUGUACAGUAUUAGAACUAUUUUUUUGGAGGGAAUUAUGAGAACUAUAUUUUGUUAAGGGGUAAUUAUGUGAACUAAAUGAAACGGCACUGUGUGCUAUAUUGAUAGGAAGCCCAACCCCGUAUGAAGAGGUCGAUUUGCUCUUAGCCCAUCCUAGUUAACUAGCCUUCUUAAACCGGCAAAUUCCUGCUUGGCGCUUCAGGGGCCAAAUACAGGCAAAAUGGUACCUGGUGCACUUCCUUCUUAAUAGGACGGCCCAUAUAGGAGCCAUUCGACUUGGUUUUCGCGAAAGGCCCUUUCGGUUGUGGAAAGCUUCUUUCCAACCGGUUUGUUUCUUCUUCUAUGUGCUGGUGACUAAUGGGCCGACCCAAUCAAUCCCGGGAUGCUGAUUUUAGGAAACCUCGCCAGGCCCAAUCAAUGCCACCCUUUCUCCUCACCACGACUUUUUAAGACUUAAGAGAGAAGGUGGGUGUUCAAGGGUUUGCCAUGGCGGGGAAGGGUAGCAGGCACGGGCGCGGCCGCCCUUCCGGGCACGCGAUCAGCGCCGCUCCGGCGGCUGGCCCCUCCUCGUCCGCAGCUCCGUCGUGCGAUCUCCUCUCCUCACCUUCGGAUUGGCCUACCCCAAUCCCCGCUGCAGGCCUCUCGUCGCCAUGCCAAUCCAAGCCCACGUCGCUGUCGUCGCCGGCCGCCAACCAAACCAGGUCAGCUGCGCCGAUCGAUCCAGCAGGCUUGUCCAGAGCAAGUAUCACUACCAGAUCUACUGAUGCCGGCCCUAGGGCUGCGGCUCAGGGAGCCUCGGGGCCCGUCCGGGCUGCGGCAGCCGAACCGCCCGAUCUAGAUGCAAGGCAAGGGGAACAGCCGCUCCCGUUGACCUUUGCUGAGGCCGUGAAGAAGCAACCCUCUACAGCACGUGAGCGCAGCUAUACACUCUCCGACAUGUUCUAUGGUCUCCUCAAUUCUAAUAGGGUUUACUACGAAGACCAGCUAAAUGCGACGGCCAGCCUGAACAAGAUUUGGGGGAGAUCAGAGCCAUAUUAUCUAAAAUUCUCUUACAGCAAUAUGUGGGAAAUGAAAGCCGACGUUGAUCUGAUAAGAGCUGCCUCUAACAGCCGGACCAAUAUUGACAGAUGGCUACUACCCAUUGCUCGACAAUUCGUACGGAAGUUCUUAAGCGAUAAUGAUUAUCUAAUUGAGGAAUCAACAAUUAAUGGGACGCGCUUGUCUUUUAGCGACUUUCCUGAGAGAAUGCAGAUGUUGGAGGACUUCAGAAAAAAUCAUCCUCUUGUGCAACAUGUGCCUAUAAUUGGGCGCAAAACUUAUAUUCUUGCUCCAACAUUUCAUGGCUGUCGUUGUAUGGAGAUCUUAAUGGUUGGUAUAUUGGAAAAUCAUCACCAUGGCAUCAGCUGGGGUGGCGAAUUCAGUGAAGAGAACAUUCUGAUCAUUGAGUGGAAAUCUAAAAGCCACCGAGUUGACACAAGAGAUUCGUCUCAUUACGAGAUGAAGAUACUACAAAAGCCAGUGGACAGUGAAGGGCAGAGCCUGCGUGAGGCUAUGGUCAGAGACCUAUGCAAAACUGCUGAGAUAUUCAUACCAUUCUACAGGGUGGGUGAUCAUUUGCCAGUUCAUUUUCUGGAGCUGAAAGAAGAGCUAGAAGGAGCAAAAGAAGUGUAUGUUGGCAAGGUAUGGUACAUGAAGUAUUUGACUCAUCAUCCUGCGAUCAUGCCCUCAGCUGGUCGUAGAACCUUCUUGACCUAUCUGCACCAUGCACUUCUGGAUUGUAAUAACCCAUUGGGAAACAUUAUGGCAACAAAACCGACUGCUGAUCUGAAUGAUUGGAAAACAGUAGUGCAAUCAGAAGUGAAGGGCAAGAAGUGGGGCGACAGGAAUACUAUUACUGUUCUCCAAAAUGUGUACUACUACAAUAAGAAGCCUGGUACUGAAUAUGGAAGCUCGCAGCGUGAACUUGUCCGUUUUAUCCGAAAUGUGCAUGAACACGGUAAGGAACAUGAUGCCAGUGUCAUCUCCAGCUGUGAGUUGGAGUUGUACCUUGCAAAGAAGUUUAGUAGUUUUCUCCCAAGCAUACUUCGGACCCUGUUGGAGUCAGGAGGAAUGGAUCAUCUUCAAGAAGCCUGGUCACAUUAUGAAGUUUCCAAGUUGCUCAAUUUAAUUGGAUACAGGAUCAAAGAGGAUACUAACGGACAAAACCGGUUGUAUUAUGUCUGAGCUGUAAGGUUGCAGUUCCUUCAGUUUGUCAUCAUGGACAGUUCUUGAAGUAACAUAUACGUGCAGAAGAACGAAGGCUCACCUAAUAUGACAUUAUACGAUUAAUGUAAGAACUAACAUUUCGGCAGUACUUGAAUUCUUCCCCAUAAAAAAAGGGAAGAAACUAAGCAUAUGACAACCGGCCAUGCAUUUAACUUAUUUUUGUUUAACUGAUUUCUGAAUUCGUUAGCUUAUUUUACCACUACCAGCAAAAAUUGUUUUAUGUGGUAUCUGAUGUAUAUAUGCGCAUUAAGUAGAUGUGAAAUGUUGUAGAAAUAUACUGUAUUGAGGUGCUGAACUGCCCUGCGUUGCUGAGGCUGUACAAAUUGUUACUAUUUGUAAUCUUGUACUAAGUGGGUAAAGGUGACUUUGGUAUUGGAUUCAAAUAAAA